Messenger RNA from Gigantopelta aegis, 6380 nucleotides. RefSeq lists its product as uncharacterized. The transcript is spliced from 26 exons. Bases 1 to 3501 code for a protein of 1166 amino acids. NCBI's taxonomy places the organism in Eukaryota, Metazoa, Mollusca, Gastropoda, Neomphalida, Peltospiridae. Gene Ontology annotation, molecular function: zinc ion binding; calcium ion binding; metalloendopeptidase activity. The record is from RefSeq and is a predicted model, not a curated record. Gene Ontology annotation, cellular component: plasma membrane; protein-containing complex. Gene Ontology annotation, biological process: heterophilic cell-cell adhesion; establishment or maintenance of epithelial cell apical/basal polarity; proteolysis.
AUGGUAAAAACUGGCGCAACGCAACUGAACUACGAAGUAUUUAAAAUGUACUCUUCGUGUAAUUUUCGCGUCCAGUUAGACUCGUGCCAAUCCGACCCGUGUUACAACGGCGGCCAAUGCAUUCGCUUGGGCGACAAGGAUAUCUGUGCCUGUGGGCCCAACUUCACUGGGACGCUCUGUGAAUCAGAUUUGAGAACGGCGUGCUUCCCGAACCCGUGUCUGAACAGUAACCCGUGUGUGCUAGCCAGCAACGGCAGCUUCUCGUGCAACUGUACGGACCGCUUUGAGGGCUCAUUAUGUAAUAAAGCUGUCCUGCCGUGUCAGAAACGACCGUGUGUUCGAGGCAAUUGUCGAAAUGGAAGAACUACAUACUUCUGUCUUUGUCCACCACGCUACAAAGGAAGGAGAUGUGAAGUUCUGAACCCCUGCUUUACACAUCCAUGCAGAAAUGGAGCAAAAUGUUCUGGUUCUGGGUCGAUCUUCAAAUGUGUGUGUAAAAACGGAUACACAGGCAAAACCUGUCAACUGGACGUGAAUGAGUGCGAGAGUGCACCGUGUAAGAAUAGCGGAACUUGCUCCAACAAAAGAGGCAGAUACACGUGCAAAUGUCGUGGAGGGUUCUCCGGCAAAAACUGUGAGAAAGACAACAAUCCGUGUAAGAAGAAGCGCUGCCGAUCUCCUGGCACUAAGAUUUGUACACCGCAUGGCUGGCGUUUCACGUGCAAGUGUUUCAAGGGAACCUGGGGCAGAAGGUGUUGGCACUUGAUCAGAGAAAUCGGGAUAACUACGAAGAGCAAUGCCCCGUUGGCGCCGCUGUAUGACUACGGCUACAAGCUGGACGGCUUCCCCAGCACCAUCUUCUUCAGCGUGCAGGCCUGCAAGAACGCCAUCGUGUCCCUCGGCAUCGACAACAGCUUCCAGUACGGUGUCUACAGCAUCAUUCUCGGCACCAAGGACAACACGGUGGCAGCCAUCACAAAAAUAUCUCCCGCAACUUUAUUGAAACCGAAGACGUGUUCUGACGUAGUAGCUUUCAAGCUGGGAUCCACCGAUGGGGAGUACUGGCUGUACCCGGAUGGUGUUCGCGGGCAGAAGGUGCAGAUCUACUGUCACAACAUGGCAUCGCAGCCCGUUGAGUAUGUGACGCUGAGGAACAUGAACGACGGGGAAUACCCCAACCUGGAGAAUCCGGACUGCGCGGGCGAACACAGGCUGAGUGACACGGCGGAGUGGGGGAGCAGCAACUUCACAAAGAUACGAGUCAAAGUCGCUACGAUGGAAGUGGUUCGUGACGACUACACGUUUGUCAAUGUAUCUAACACCCCGGUGCCGUACGGUGAAGCUGGAGACUGCUACACGGCGCACAUCGAAGGGGGGGUGGCAAAGUGUGGAGUGAAAGGUUUCUUCAAGAUGGAUCUGGCUGGCACUGGACUCAUUGUAGACAAAAGUCUGAAUUGGUCGGAAGUGGGGGACGAUGCACACUUCGAAGUGGACCGGUCAGUAGAUGGAACGGUCAUCAACCUCCGGUGUGGUGGACUCUGUGGUCGGUGCGUGCCAAACGGACAGAUGUUUCUCCAGAUAAACCCAUUGGAAGAAUUCUCCGAUGCCAUCACGUUGAAUGAGGUGAAUUUGCCAACACUCUUCUGUAACCAUGUCAACCUGUUCUGGGUGUCGUGGGCGGAUGGUAGCUCCAUUUCGUUGGGGCUUGGCAACGUGGUUGACGAGGAAACCAUUGUCACGGCGACGGACAGUGAACUUAUGGACAUCAAGAAUGUCGCGGUUCACACUGAGGGAACAACCGGAUACUGGACAUUCAAUGCGUGCCACUGCUUCGCGGGCAGGUGUACAGUAAGACGUGGGAAGUACGUGUGUCGCUGUCCAUACGGAUAUUCAGGAAAAUACUGUGAACACGCUCCACGACUAAUGGUGAGGAUAACUCCCGAAGGAGACCUUGUUGAAGUCGAAGAAGAGGAGCAACUAAUAGUCAAGAAUGCGUCAGAGGUGGCCAGUGCAAGACUGGAAGCAAAUCAGGCCAAACUGGAUGCAAGACCGAAACUCGACCUGAACGCGGCUAUAGCGAAGAAUGCUGUGCUGAUCCCUGCCCUGAAUCUGGCCAAACCAGUCAGCUUCGGCCCGGACAGCACCAAAGACAUAGACAUUGAUGCAGUGCUGGGUAUAGCACCUGGACGAAAGAAGCGUUCCAUCCACAAGCGCCAAGCGUCGGGACAGAAGAGAGUGAUCGAGGUGUUGCUGGUGGUCGACUACGCAAUCUGUCAGUAUUGGUUACAGUGGAUGAGUGGCGAUGAAGCGGCCGCCAUGCAGGAGAUCAAAGACUAUUACUCCAGUAUGCUGUGCACAAUUGGACAAAGACUAGUCUCUCUGACAGGCAUGGAUGUGGAAGUGUGGUUGGCCAAGCUGAUUAUUGCCAACACAACAGCAGCCUCCUCUUGGACAACGGCGACAGUAGUUAACGGAUCAGUCGACACCCAGAUGGUGCUGAUGGCAUUCACGCGGUGGAUUUACGACAACAUGGCCUACUUGCCUAAACACGACCACGCCAUGCUCAUUAGUGGGUAUGACUUUUCUUUGGAUGGAAAUACAAAUUCUGCAGGCAGAGCUUGGGAUUGCCGUAUGUGUCAGAUCCACUCGGUGUCUGUGGUAGAAGAAACGCACAGUCAGAUUAUGGCCAUCAUAGCAGCACAUGAACUGGGACACAGUAUGUGUUCUGAACACGAUGGGGAGGGAAACAGUUGUGCUGCUGACGACCACUAUGCCAUGACCGACACUGUGAGAAUCCCUCCGCGGAACAAGAUGUCGAACCCAUGGAAAUACUCAGCGUGUACCGUGAAGGCCAUACAGACGUAUCUUAGCGGGGAACACGGGAGCUGCACACUGCAGAAUAACGAAGCGGACUCGGGUCUGGGUGCGUACUUUGAGCUGCAGCUCGGAGCCAAAUACUCCCACGACAUCCAGUGUGAGAUGGCCAUGGGAAACAACUCCUGUUUCUGUAGGAUGUUGUAUUACAACAACCCUAAUGGGGGCUUUACCAACCUGUGUCACAACAUGCUGUGUACCCAGACUGGAUCAGACUUCUGUUUCCCCAUCCUUGCCCAGGACGGAACACCGUGCGGCAAGUUCAAGUGGUGCCAGCAAGGACAGUGUGUGCAAAACAUGACGUUUGGCCCGGAUGUGUAUGACAACUGCCCUGCGGGCGACGACCCGAGCACGGACUGCACGGGCCUGGGUGUGUGCAGCAUGUUCAUCUUCAGAGACAUCCUGUGUUGUAAGACAUGUCUCGACAGGGUGGCAGGGGUAGCGGCUGAGGCUCUCCGCAAUAAGCCGACGUCGACGCCCGAGGUCCUGCCGACAGACCCCCCGGUGAAAACGUUCCCAGACGUGCUGUGUCCGGCUGCCUCCACGUGGCUGUACAAGGGAAACGACUGGAUGCUCAAGUGGAGUUGUCCGCAGAGACUCAUGAGGCGAGGCUCUCACGGAGGAUGAUGUAGCAGUCUCGCAGAAAAUAAAUACCAGACAUUACAGUCCCACAGAAAAUAAAUAAAACACAUUACAGUCCAGUAUAAAUUAAAUAUUAGACAUUACAGUCCCACAGAAAAUAAAUAUCACACAUUACAGUCCCAUAAAAAUUUAAUAUUAGACAUUACAGUCCCGCAGAAAAUAAAUAUCACACAUUACAGUCUCGUAAAAAAUUAAAUAUUAGACACUACAGUCCUGAAGAAAACAAAUAACAGAUAUUACAAUCCUACUGAAAAUAAAUACAAUUCAAUACAAUACAGUGCAAAAUGAUUUAUUUGAUGUAUACAUCACUCCCCCCUGAAUUCCGCAGCAAACAUUUUAAAAUUCCGUGGUAAAAUUUGACAUAUUCUGCGGUAAAAUUUGAUAAAUUCUGCAACAUAUAAAACUGAAAAAUAACACUUAAAAUUAAAACUAGAUGUUCAAAAUGUUACAGAUUUAUUUAAAAAUCGCGAAAAAGCAGACGAUUUAUGUUUUAAGCAGACAGGUGCUUCCGGAAGAUUGAAUCAUUAAAACUUGAAAUGGAAACGAUAUGGAAAAAAAACCCUCCUGUUUUUACGCUUACGGAUUCUUUGUUAAAUGUGAUUUGUGAUUAAUAAAUACUUAAAUAUUGUUGCUUAACAUCACGAUUCCAACAAUCGAUACUUAUAUGUUAAUAUAAUUAUUUUAUAUUAAAUAGAAUGGAAUUGCUGAAUCCUAUUUCGUAUUUGUGGAAUCUGUCAAAAUGUAAUUACAACCCGUCUUCGUCGGUUUCCGUAACCUACGCACCGAGCAACGAUCGGAACAUCUCGCCACAAUCCAUUGCGCUCUAUCUUGCCAGAAUUUCCAUUCAAUGACAGAAAUUAAAGGCUGGUUCCAAACGCAGGUUACGCAGACUAGUAACUGUGAGACGGUUACUAGUCCAGCCUGUAAUAACUUAAAAUAAAAGAAACAAAUGAUUUAUGUUUUUAUUUAUUACUGCAUGGAAAGUAAACACUAUUAAAAUUCCAUAUUUAAUGUUACAAUUCAGAAACAUCGAACAUUUUGCGGUGUUUAAGACAAAUUCCACAGCCUAAAAUUAUGAAUUCUGCACGUGUUCUGCACGAAAAGUGAUUUUCGCGGACGAACAACUAUUCUGCACGAUGGUGCAAAUUCUGCAAAUCUUUCCGCGUCCGCGGAAUUCAGUAGGGACUGAUACGUGUACAUAUAUAUAUAUAUCUAUAUAUAUAUAUGUAUAAAUAUAAACACAGUCUGGUGAUCUAGAAAUAGUAAUACCAGACAUUAUAGUCCACAGAAAUCAAAUACCAGACAUUAUAGUCCACAGAAAUCAAAUACCAGACAUUAUAGUCCCACAGAAAUCAAAUACCAGACAUUAUAGUCCCACAGAAAUCAAAUACCAGACAUUAUACAUGUAGUUCUACAGAAUAAAUACUAGACUUUACAGACCCGAAAAAAAAAAAACCCUCCAGACAUUGAACAAUUUUGAAAUAAAUGUUCUUAAUUAUAUUAGUUAAUAAUGUGUGGGAUACUGUGAAAAUAUUGGUGGAACUAUUAGAUUUAUAAAUGUGCAGAACAUUCUCAAACUUUCAAUAAUAUGGAAUUUAACUGUCGUGGUGAAAUGAGAUUUAAUUAACAAUUGUUCAUAAUAACAUUACUUUUAAUGUGCAGGAUAUUGAAAAUAACAUGGGAUUUGAACGUAUACUGACACUAAACAAAAUUAAAAACGGGAUUUCAUCAUGUGUGGGACAUUAAUAAUCUGUCGUAAUAAUAAAUGAUUUAAUUGUGACAAAGUUUCAUAAUAAUAUGCGAUUUUAAAAGUGUGUGUGGUACUGACAAACUCGUAAUAAUAUGGCAUUUAAGUGUGUUGGGCUGACAAACUUUUGUAAUAAUUUGGGAUUUUAAAUGUGUGGGAUAUUGACAUACUGGGAUUGACAAACUUUUAUAAUAACAUGGUAUUUAAAGGUAUAGAAUUGGCAAACUUUCAUAAUAAUUUGGGAUAUAAAUGUGUGUGGGAUAUUGAUAUGGGAUAUAAAUGUGUGUGGGAUAUUGAUAUGGGAUUUAAAUGUGGAACAGUGGCAGGGCCGUAGCUAGGAUUUUAUUUUGUUGUUUUUUGUUUUGUUUUUGGGGGGGGGGGGGGGGGGGGGGGGGGGCAACUAAGUAGUUAAUAGUGUAAAACUCCUUAAAUGGUUAAGAUAAUUUUUCUUUUCAGUUUCUAUAAUUGUUUCCAGAUUUUUUGGGGGGGGUAACUGCAACCCACCCCCCACCCCCCACCCCCACCCGCUUGCUAUGGCCCUGAUUGGACAAACUUAAUUAACAGUGGGUUUUAAUAAUGUGUGAGACAUUGACAAACUUUCACAAUAUGGGAUUUAUUAAUUUCGGACAUUGAUAAGAUGUUCGUAAUAUGGGAUUUAUUCAUUGGGACAUUGACAAGAUGUUCGUAAUAUGGGAUUUAAAUGUGUGGGAUAUUGAUACAGUUUCAUAACAAUGUGUGAUUUAAUAAUGUGCGGCAUUGAGAAACGUUUGUAUUAAUAUAUGAUGCACUAGUAUGUGGAACGUCAACAAAUGUUUAUAAUACAGUAUUUAACUGUGUGUGGACUGUGUGGGAAUGUUAUAAAAAUAUUCAAUUUAAAUGUGAGCAGAAAUACUAAUAUGGAGUUUUUAAAAAGUAUCUUUUAUAAAGGUUAUUUAAUUUUAGUGUCAUAUAAUGUUGUUAAACUUGAUUAUUUAUUUGUUAUUGUUAUAUGGUUUGAUUGUGGGUGUGGUCAAAUUACAAAAUUAGCUGUAAUUGGUCAAAAACAGUGUUCUAUGUUUGUGGUGUAAAUAUUUGGUAUACUGUUCAGAAACAAGCAAUAAAUAUUCUACAAAAAGCU